AUGUUUUUUCGGCUUAUUAGUAGUGGGUUGUUGUUGCGAGUAUCGAACGUUGGGAGUACCAAUAUGGCAGCAGGAUCGAGAAAGUGUAGCACAACGCGGCUGCGAUACUUAACGCAGAAGGAAGCUAUUGCUCUAGAUGAGGAGUUAUUCAAUGAAUACAAGUUCAGUGUUGAUCAGCUGAUGGAACUGGCUGGGCUCAGUGUUGCUACGGCUGUAUCACGUACUUUUCCAGUGUCUACGCACCCAUCAGCUCUAAUAAUUUGUGGACCUGGUAACAAUGGAGGUGAUGGACUAGUGGCUGCCCGCCACAUGUCUCUGUUUGGUUACAAUGUUUCAAUUCACUAUCCCAAGCGCACCCCAAAGCCCUUGUAUGAAAACCUCUUGGCACAAUGUGUAGCAUUUGGGGUAGAUAUAGUGGAAAAUCUUCCACCACCAAACCAGCUGUGUGACCACUACCAAGUACUAGUUGAUGCACUCUUUGGAUUCAGCUUCAAACCCCCUGUGAGGGAAGAAUUGAAACCAGCCAUGACUGCUAUGAUUGAGGCUACUAUACCAGUCUGCAGUGUGGAUAUUCCUAGUGGAUGGCAUGUAGAAAAGGGUCCAGGUAUUGCUAAAGCACUAAGACCUGCCCUUUUGAUAUCCCUCUCAGCACCAAAAAUGUGUGCACAAAGUGAAUUCAUUUUGGAUGCCAAACAUUACCUAGGAGGAAGAUUCUUGCCACCUGGUAUUUUACACAAAUAUUUCUUGAGACUGCCACCCUACCCCUGUGAAGAUCAAGUUGUGCUGCUAUCUUGUUAA
Messenger RNA from Spodoptera littoralis (African cotton leafworm), 798 nucleotides. The record is from the annotation of a GenBank genome assembly. NCBI's taxonomy places the organism in Eukaryota, Metazoa, Arthropoda, Insecta, Lepidoptera, Noctuidae.